ACGACCAACAACAAGGUGAAGGAGACGGUUGCUCUGGAGCUCAGCUUCGUCAACUCCAACCUGCAGCUGCUCAAAGAAGAGCUGGAGGAGCUCAACAGCAACAUGGAGGUCUACCAGACUGACAGUGAGGCUGUCAACGUUCCCAUGAUCCCGCUCGGACUAAAGGAAACCAAAGAAGUAGACUUCACUCUCUCCAUCCAGGACUUCAUCUGUGAGCACUACGGAGAGGACAGCUCGCUCUACGACAAAGAGCUCAAAGAGCUUAUGGAGCUCAGACAGGCCAUGCGAACACCCAGCCGUAACCAGGCCGGUCUCGAGCUGCUGAUGGAGUAUUACAACCAGCUGUACUACCUGGAUCAGCGCUUCUUCCCCCCACACAGGAACCUGGGCGUUCACUUCCACUGGUACGACUCUCUGACAGGCGUCCCAUCGUGUCAGCGAGCGUUGGCCUUCGAGAAAGGAAGCGUGCUGUUCAACAUCGGCGCUCUGUACACGCAGAUCGGAGCGCGGCAGGAUCGCUCAGCCACGGCCGGCAUAGACCGAGCUAUAGACGCCUUUCAGAGAGCCGCAGGUGCAUUUAAUUACCUUAAAGACAACUUCUCCAACGCUCCGAGUCUGGACAUGAGCGGGCCGUCGCUCUGCAUGCUGGUGCGUCUGAUGGUGGCUCAGGUGCAGGAGUGUGUGUUUGAGAGCGUCACACUCACCACGCAGGACACACACUUCACCUCCCAGCUCCGCCUGGCACAGGAGGCGGCGCGGGUGUCAGACGUCUACAUGCUGGUGCAGCAGACCAUGACGCAGCCGCUGAUGAAGGACUACGUGCCGUUUUCGUGGGCGUCGAUGGUUCAGGUCAAAUCUGAACACUUCCGAGCUCUCUCACACUACUACGCUGCUGUUGCACUCUGUGACCACAUGUUGUCUGAGGAGGGGGACGACUGCGACGAGGAAGCAGAGAAAGCCUUCCUCCAGUUCUACGUCAGCCCUCCUGCAGGACCGCAGCUCAGCCAAGUUCUACGAGACCCAGAAAACAGAAGAAAGUUCGGUAAAGCUCACCUGCGUCGUGCAGUGAUCCGACACGAGGAGGCGAUGCGAGUCCACAGUCUGUGUAAGAUCCUGAGGAAGAUGGACAUCCUGCAGGACGUCCUGUCGCUCACACACAAACGCUCGCUGGACAAAUACUCCGAGCUGGACCGAGAGGACGACUUCGAUGAGACGGCAGAAGCUCCGGAGAUACAGUCUCAAACUCAUCAGAAACCAGACAUCAUCCCAACCAACUUCUCCACAGUCCAAGUUACUGAUAUCUUCCAAAGACUGGGGCCUCUCUCUGUGUUCUGUGCUCGAGCUCGCUGGGGUCCGAUGCGUCUGAUCUGCCUGCAGAGAGGAGAAGGAGGACUGGGCCUCACGCUCAGAGGAGACUCCCCCGUCCUGGUGGCUGGAGUCGUACCUGGAGGCUGUGCAGCGGAGGCGGGACUGAGGGAAGGAGACUACAUCGUGGGGGUGGACGGAGAGGACUGUAAGUGGGCCAAACAUGCCGAGGUGGUCAACAUGCUCAAGAGCUGCAGCGACAAAGGAGUGGAGCUCAGUGUGGUCACGUUACACUCACAUGAUACACAGCGGAGGGCCGUCAUGUUGUCUCACAGCAGCGACAAAGAGAACAACAGGCAGCGGCUGAUGGGCGGAGCUAAAGGUCAGAGCUCGGCGUCCCUGCUGAACUGGAACAGGAAGAAGAAGAGGGAAGGCGGCGGCGGCGUCACCAAGAGACUAGGAAGCACUUUCAGUUUGUCGUUCGGCAGCAUCCGAGACGCCGAGGCAAUGUACUGA
Scomber scombrus (Atlantic mackerel) is the source of this 1821-nucleotide messenger RNA. RefSeq names its product rhophilin, Rho GTPase binding protein 1 (gene rhpn1). Gene Ontology annotation, biological process: negative regulation of stress fiber assembly. Gene Ontology annotation, molecular function: protein binding. The coding region runs from base 103 to 1821 and encodes 572 amino acids. NCBI's taxonomy places the organism in Eukaryota, Metazoa, Chordata, Actinopteri, Scombriformes, Scombridae. The transcript has 13 exons. The record is from RefSeq and is a predicted model, not a curated record.